AUGAGGUCUGCAAUUCGAGAAAAAGAACAAGAGAUGAAGAUGAAGGAGGACGGUAAACCCUCACCGAAGGACAUGGACCCAAGUAUGUACAAAGCCGCCAAAGAAGGCAACUUCACUGCCCUCGAAAACUCGAUCCGGAAAUAUGGAGAAGACGAACCCCGGCUAGACCCCCUCAAACUAGAGACCCGCAAGGGCAACAGUCUCGUCCACCUCGCGGCGGAGUCGGGCCACGAGGACUUCAUCAAGCAGGUCCUCCGCAAGUGCCCCCAGCUCGUGGCCAAGCCCAACAACUCCUGCCGCGAGUGCGCCCAGCUCGUUGACAAGCCCGACAAAUCCUGUUGUGGCGCGGACACGCCGCUCCACAUCGCAGCGCGGACACGCCCCUUCAAAGUCAUGGAGACCAUCCUCUCCGAGGCCAAGCUACGGGAGGGGAAGGCCACCACCGAGACGCCAUGCACACAGAAGAUGAAAGAGAUGGAGAAUGGGGGCACAGCCAGGAUCAUUACCAGCUUGCUGAGUAAGACGAACGGGGCCGGGAACACAGCGCUGCACGAGGCGCUGAGGAACGGGAAUGAGAAGAUGGGGAUGUUACUGUGGAGCGAAGAUGAAGAGAUGGUGGGGAGCGUCAACAAGGCCGGCGAGAGCGCAUUGUAUGUGGCGGCUGAGUUAGGGAUUGAGAAAGUGGUAAAGGAGAUGGUGAAGUUCUUGGAGAGCGGCAGGCAAUGUGAAGAAGGUGUUCGGGAUCGCGCUUUGAGGGGCCCGGAAGGCCAAAACCCCUUGCACGCUGCUGUUCUUGCUGGAAGUAGGAAUUGCGUGGAAGCUCUCAUAAAUCUCCAAGGAUCGGAUAUGAUCAACAAGGCCGACGACAACGGAAGAACAGCCCUGCACUUCGCAGCGAAAGCCGGAGAGAAAGACAUCGCCACCCGCCUCCUCCUAACCGACCCUUCCUCGGCCUACACCAAGGAACGCACCCAUGGCCGAACCCCACUGCUCGAAGCCGCCUCGUCGGGCCACCUCCACGUCCUGAGAGAGAUCCUCGAGCACUGCCCCGACACGGUCGAGGUCGCCGACGACGAGGGCCGGAACGUGGUUCACCUCGCGCUGAAGUGCGGGCCGAAACACUCUAAGGCGGUGUUGAGAUUGCCCGAGCUGGUGAGGCUGGUGAACGAGGUCGACCGCUUUGGGAACACGCCGCUGCACGUGGCGGCUGGGGACCUGAACUACAGAAUGGUGAAGAGGUUGCUGAAGAUUCCUGGGGUGAAUCUGAGGGCCAAGAACGACGAGGGCUGCACGUUUCUGGAUAUUUGUGAGUCUGAGUGGCAAUACACCAAGAGGAAGUGCUUACUUACUGGUACUUCUUAUCCAUCCGGGCUGGCCAAAAGCCUCAGACAAGCCCGAAGCCGACCUCAAGGCCACGCCAAUGCCCUCUGUGUCGUCGCCACCCUCCUUGCUACCAUCACUUUUGCCGCCGCCUUCACAUUGCCUGGUGGUUUGACGCCUGAAGAUAUUGACACUCUUCCACCGCUGCCAUCCCCCUUAUACAACUUCCAUGACUCCCCUCAGCACCCACCUCCGGCGAAAUUAAGCGGCCAAAAAAACCACAAACCUGGCCACCCUAUCCUCAUUGAUCAAACUGCUUUCAAGGUCUUCAUCCUAGCCGACGUCCUCGCCGUAUCUACUUCCCUGACAGUCCUGUUCCUCUUGAUCUCAGCUAUGCUUGCCGAGGAAAUGGCCUUGAGGAGGGCCAUCGUGUACAGUAAGAAACUGCUUUACAUCUCCCUCGGGGGGACCAUGGUUGCCUUCGUGACGGGGCUGUACAGUGUCAUAUCGACCGAUGUUGUGUGGUUGGAGUUUGCCGUGGGGGUCAUUGGAUCAAGCAUCCCGUUCCUGAUCAAGUAUUUCCAGGUCAAGAGCUUCACUUCUACUCCUGUGUGUCUUCAUCGGCUCCUCAGCAAGAAGAGCACGAAGAAGCCUUGGAGUGUCAGUUGUAAUGGGAAGGUUCACAACAACUCUGAGUCCUCCGAUAAAACUAGCUCCGUCGAUGAUGAAAUCAAGCGGACUGUGCCACCUCGUCUAUCUUUGGGGCCACAUUGCAAGCGCUUCUCGUCAUAA
This is a messenger RNA of Eucalyptus grandis, 2112 nucleotides long. RefSeq names its product ankyrin repeat-containing protein NPR4-like. The record is from RefSeq and is a predicted model, not a curated record. The transcript has 4 exons. Gene Ontology annotation, molecular function: protein phosphatase 1 binding; protein phosphatase regulator activity. Bases 1 to 2112 code for a protein of 703 amino acids. Lineage: Eukaryota; Viridiplantae; Streptophyta; Magnoliopsida; Myrtales; Myrtaceae. Gene Ontology annotation, cellular component: plasma membrane.